Molecule: messenger RNA, 769 nt
Organism: Saitoella complicata NRRL Y-17804
Lineage: Eukaryota; Fungi; Ascomycota; Saitoellomycetes; Saitoellales; Saitoellaceae
Exons: 2
Coding region: 163-594 (143 amino acids)
Source: RefSeq, a predicted model, not a curated record
AAGGGACAGUGUAAUAACUGUUUUCAUGCUCAUUAGGGGGGCGCGGGGGUGAGCUGGUCUCACGAUGCGUCCUUGAGCUUUCUGGGAUGAAGAGUACGAGUAGAGAUGGAUAAGAUGGUGAGGGGUGUAUGAGCAUGAAUUGGGUGGAAAUGGAGUUUUAGGAUGUUUGCUAGGAUGUUUGGACAUGCUUGUUUUUUUUUCAUUACUCUUUUGGGUGAGCCCGUAUGCAUAUCCUGCAUUGCCCUUUGUAACGUCGACAUUCGCGAUCCGCAAUUGACGCACAGACCUACACUACCCACCACCAGGAAAACACAACACAACGGCAGACGCAGACGUCGUAGCACAGUUCAACAAAGACAUCAAGACUCUUCUCAAGCAGAUCGAUGCAUCCUCACUCACCGGAACCCCCUCGCAAAUCACCCAUGUCUUCCGCUCAGUCCUCUCCCCAUCAUCGCCCUCCACACCUGCGCAGACAUCCGCCUUGCUAGUUGCGAUGAGGUUGCGCGAACGAAGUUGAUAGACGCGCGGAUGUCUCACAAGGCUCCUUCCAGCCUUGUGAGGCAGCAAAACCUGAGGACACUAUCGUACAUUUAGAACGAAUGAUAUCAACAUGAACAACGUUUCUCCGUCCAAAUGAGAGUGGGUCACCGCCAUAAAGACCUUGUACAUUCCGGCUAGGGAACCGUGAGAAAGAACCUCAUUGUCUACACUUAGAUUGUCUCUGCGUAUGAUUGAAAUCCUCAAAUAUAACUUGCAUCUAUCAAAGACC